UGGCGGCGUUGUUGUUGUUGUUGUUGUUGUUUUUGGCGGGGGUCUCGUGCGCCGGGGAAGCGGGGCCAUGGCUGCGGCCAUCGCCAGCGGCUUGAUCCGGCAGAAGCGCCAGGCGCGGGACUUGCAGCACUGGGACCGGCCCUCGGCCAGCAGGAGGCGCAACAGCCCCAGCAAGAACCGCGGGCUCUGCAACGGCAACCUGGUGGAUAUCUUCUCCAAGGUCCGCAUCUUUGGCCUCAAGAAGAGGAGGUUGCGACGCCAAGAUCCCCAGCUCAAGGGUAUAGUGACCAGGUUAUAUUGCAGGCAAGGCUACUACUUGCAAAUGCACCCCGAUGGAAGUCUCGAUGGAACCAAGGAUGACAGCAGUAAUUCCACAUUGUUCAACCUUAUACCAGUGGGACUUCGAGUUGUUGCUAUCCAGGGUGUAAAAACAGGCUUGUAUAUAGCCUUAAAUGGAGAAGGUUUCCUUUAUACAUCAGAACUUUUUACACCAGAAUGCAAAUUUAAGGAGUCUGUUUUUGAAAAUUAUUAUGUAAUCUACUCAUCAAUGCUCUACAGACAACAAGAAUCAGGUAGGGCCUGGUUCUUGGGGCUCAAUAAAGAAGGGCAAGUCAUGAAAGGGAACAGAGUGAAGAAAACAAAACCAGCAGCUCAUUUUCUACCGAAGCCAUUGGAAGUUGCCAUGUAUCGGGAACCAUCUUUGCAUGAUGUUGGAGAAACAGUGCCAAAGGCUGGGGUGACUCCGAGUAAAAGCACAAGUGCAUCGGCAAUAAUGAAUGGCGGCAAACCAGUUAACAAGAGUAAGACGACAUAGCCAGAUCUCCAUGGGUGUUGUGACUUACCGAGCUCUAUUACAUAUGGCUGAGCACUUUACCCUUGCAAGACUGUCUCACUCUGGUGUCUGCGGAUCAGCUGGAGGCAAGCCGACGCUUGCUCUUCACUCGUUCUGAACAAGUUUGUUGCAAGCGGAUAAAUCUCAGCCUGUAACUCCUCCCACAGCAAAGAAGACACCUGGAUAACCAGCUGAACUCAGACCAUGGAAUGCCCUACCAGAUAUGGAAUGCCUUUUUAAUAUCUUUUCUGUGACUGUGACACCUCAUGUGAAUGACAUACUUCACAAGUACACUUGAUACCCUGCCUGCUGACAGUUACCCAUAAUCCCCCUUUUGAGUCCAGGAAACCCAUAUGUUUUAAGUUCAAUUUUGUAGCACACAAAACAAUAACAAGUAAUUUCUAGAUAGAUGCUGUAAACCUGUGCUAUUAUCGAUUUUCUCUUCUUCCCCCUUUUUUACGAGGCUGCUCGCUCCGCUGUCUGUGUGACUCCUUUGCAGGGAUUGUGUUUCUCUCAGAUUUAAAUGUUGAUGGUGGCUUAGUUUUGAAAAGCAAUCAGGGAAUCAGGGGAGCCUUCAAAAACCUUAUUAGGAAUUAUAUCUAUCAAAGGAUAGGAUCGUCUCAGAGUUCCAAAUGGGGGUUCAACAUGGGUACACUGAGGGUAGCGUUACUGAGGAGGGAAAAGCGUCAAACAUGGUCUGACAACAAUCUCUCGAGGCCACUGUUUGACAUCUCCUGAUAGUUUCUUUGUGUGUGUGUGUUUUAUACAUAUCACAGGCUUACUGGUAAUGGUAACAUUUGCCUUCCCAGCGAGCAAGACCCACACGUUUUUGGGAAAGUGGGUCCAAAGAACUCUGUAGGCCUUGUAGGCCUGAAUUAAGGCUCAUUUUUCAUCUACUAGUCAUUAUUUGAAAGUUUAAAAAAUCACAUUAAAACGAAUGAGAAUUGCGCUACCUAAGUCUGUUUCAAAACAAUAGAAUCCUUUUUCCUGUUUUUAAAGAAUGGAACGUAAUCCCAUCCUUAUUUUUGGCUGUAGUCCACUCUCUUAUCCAGCAAAGCAUGGGCCAGGAAGUUAUUGUGUUCUUUUUUGCAGCACCAAUGCAAAGGGUAGUUACAAAUUAUACUUUAUUUUUUUCAGUGUAUUAAAAAAGGGAUGUUUUCAACAGGACAUAUUUAAAGAGUUCCUUUGUGUUUCUUUUUAAAAAGCAUGCAGAGUUCAAUCGCUAUGUAUUAUUUCACCAGUACCCCACUACCACAUAUUUCCAGUUCAGCUUCUUAGGAUAUUAUGCCCUCCAAAUUGCUAGGUUUAUGGUGCCUUGCCUUGAUAUCAAUAUUCUUUUCAUUGUUACUACACAAACCUAGGAAAAUUCUAAGAUGAGUACAUGGCCUAGAACUUUUCUCAUCCAAUUGCCUAAUAAAAGGAAGAUGGUUGCUAUUGCCUUGACACCAGAGUUGACGCCAAUGAGAACAGAAAGGAGAAUGGCUACAAGGGGAUUGAAGCUGUAAAAAACAUGAAAUGGGUAAAGAACCUGAAAGUGCUUUUUUUAAUGUAUGUGAUUAAAAACCGGAGGCAUGACAAGAACCAAAAUGUACCUCAGUUCUGGAAAACUAUGUAUGAGACUACUAGGUGUUCCUUUCCAUGUUGGCUUCUCAUGUCAUUUUUGAAUCUGUACUUUCAGAAUGGCUUCUAAAUAUUGAUUUGUGUUUGAAAUCCAUUGUGGUCUCUUCAGAUGUCCAGUCUUUUUAAAGGGUUACCAACUGACCAUUGAUUAGCUUUUAAUGCUUACAAAAUUUUCAUAUGAGCUUCAGUUUUAAUAAACACUUCAUAUAAGUCCAGUAAAUUAUACAGUGGGCUUCUUAAUUAAGAAUAUACAAAACAAAUGAUUUGACCAUUUCAUUUUUGUUUUAUUUCCAUUUAAGAGGAGAGACUGUUUAAAGUUGGAUUGUUUCAACCAAAUGAACAAAGCAUUUUAAAAGCUAAUCAAUUUCCAAGCAUGUAAUAAGACUCUGACCCAACUCACCCUGAAAAGAGAAAGAACCAAGGAAUCAGAGAAGCAUUGUAAAAUGGUGAAAAUAUGUGCAUAAAAUUAACCCCCUUCUCCCAGUAUCUUAUCAAAAUGGCAUUUCCUCAAGGAUUAGAUUGUAAAGAAGGGCCUUUCCAUGUGUCACUCAACGAGGAGGACCUUCUCAUUCCCCGGAUACAUACAGGAAUCAGCAGGUGGACUGGCCCACUCCUGCAGGCGCUGUGUGUUCACAGGCUGUGCAGUGAACAUUGAAACCGAAGGUCUCUGCCCAGUCUGUCAACUUACUCUCAACUGUGAAAUGCUUUGUGUUAUUCUCUAGAGCACCAGAUCCUGGAGCCUGCUUACUUUAAUUUUAAAUAGGCCGUUACAUUUCUGUACUGUGCAACUGGAGUUUUAAAAACAAACAUUCUGGAACACUCUGAAACAGGAAAGUGAAAUAAAAAGAGAGAGAAAAUGUAUUUGUUCUUCAGAAUUUCCUAUUGUUGCAUGAAGGGGAAGUGGGGCAGAGGGGCUUUGUAGCUAACUUCAAGAAUGAGAUAACUGAUUAUUGGUAACUGGUUAUUAAGGCCAGCAAA
Messenger RNA from Anolis sagrei ordinatus, 3430 nucleotides. RefSeq names its product fibroblast growth factor 14 (gene FGF14). Gene Ontology annotation, cellular component: cytoplasm; nucleus. The record is from RefSeq and is a predicted model, not a curated record. Lineage: Eukaryota; Metazoa; Chordata; Lepidosauria; Squamata; Anolidae. Gene Ontology annotation, biological process: regulation of voltage-gated sodium channel activity. Gene Ontology annotation, molecular function: sodium channel regulator activity; growth factor activity.